Messenger RNA from Cicer arietinum (chickpea), 1890 nucleotides. RefSeq names its product protein GLUTELIN PRECURSOR ACCUMULATION 3. Lineage: Eukaryota; Viridiplantae; Streptophyta; Magnoliopsida; Fabales; Fabaceae. Gene Ontology annotation, molecular function: protein binding. The record is from RefSeq and is a predicted model, not a curated record.
CAUCCAGUAAUAAUAAUUGUUAUUACUGUAAAAAUAGAAAAAAGUAAAUCCAGAUAAUAGAGUAGCGAAAUGUCAUGAAAGAAAACGAAAUUGAAGUUGUUAUUAGUUGAAAUAGUGACAACGUUGAACCGAUCUCGUGAUCGGAAUCGGAAACUAGAAACAAAACAAAAAUGUAUUACUGGGUUGGAGCCAAUUCUUCUGAUUACGCCGGAACUCCUCCCCAACCUCGCAGUGGUCAUUCUGCUGUUAACAUCGGAAAAUCCAAGGUUGUCGUCUUCGGUGGUCUUGUCGACAAGAAAUUUCUCAGUGAUAUCUAUGUUUACGAUAUUGAGGCUAAGCUAUGGUAUCAGCCAGAGUGCACAGGAAGUGAUUCAGAUGGACAUGUGGGUCCCAGUCCACGAGCAUUCCAUGUUGCUGUUUCCAUUGAUUGUCACAUGUUCAUUUUUGGUGGCCGUUCUGGUGGUCAAAGGUUGGGGGACUUUUGGGUUUUGGAUACUGAUAUAUGGCAAUGGUCUGAACUAACUGGCUUUGGCGACUUGCCUUCACCGCGAGAUUUUGCUGCAGCUUCAUCUAUUGGGAACCGGAAAAUCGUUAUGUAUGGUGGAUGGGAUGGAAAAAAGUGGCUCUCUGAUGUUUAUGCCUUGGACACAAUAUCCCUUGAGUGGACGGAGCUCUCAGUUUCUGGAACAUUGCCACAACCUAGGUGCGGGCAUACUGCCACAAUGGUCGAAAAACGAUUGCUUGUUUAUGGUGGAAGAGGAGGAGGUGGACCAAUUAUGGGUGAUUUGUGGGCCUUGAAGGGCCUUAUUGAAGAAGAGAAUGAAACACCCGGGUGGACUCAAUUAAAGCUUCCAGGUCAAGCUCCUUCUCCUCGAUGUGGCCAUUCAGUUACAUCUGCGGGACACUAUGCGAUUUUGCAGUUGCUGAUGUUUGGAGGGCAUGGGACUGGUGGAUGGUUGAGUCGUUAUGACAUCUAUUAUAAUGAUUGCGUUGUAUUGGACAGAGUUUCAGCACAGUGGAAACGGCUGUCCGUAGGCAAUGAACCCCCUCCUGCUCGAGCAUACCACUCUAUGACAAUUAUUGGUUCACGGUAUCUGCUAAUCGGUGGCUUUGAUGGGAAAUCAACAUAUGGCGAGCCAUGGUGGUUAGUCCCUCAAGAUGACCCAAUUGCAAAUAGGUUAACUGCAUCUCCAUCGAGAAAUAUUUCUGAAAGUAAGGAUGCAGCCUCACUUAAUGGUAAUUUUCAACCUCAAUUCAAGGAAAACCAACCAGAGAAAUUUCCUCUUUCAGAAUUGCAACGAAGAUUGCAAAUAUCAGUUUCACAGUCCAAUUCAAAGCUUCCAAUUGUGAAUGAGUUGGAAGAUAAAGAGCUUCUUGAAUUAGCAUCAAGAUUAGCAGGUGAAAAGGUUUCUGCAAGUUCGCCGAACGCAAUUGAGGCACUCCGUGAACACUGGAAGAAGGCUGAACCAAAUACAGUCAAACUUAAAGAGCUUGGACCAUUGCUUCGGGAUUACCAACGUCUAAUUCACCGCCUUCAUAUAGAAAAUAGUGCAUCUGGCCAGCAACCUGGAUUUGAUGAACAUGUGAUGCAUUCAUUUUAUCAUGUCAAAAACAUUUCUCAGUUGCGCAUGGCUGAUAUACCAAAACUUUUGGCCGAGUACAGACAGCUUCCUAUGUUACAUUUCUGAAUGUUCUCAACCUUUUUUGUUUAGUUUAUGUAAGUUUUCUUAAAAAACACACAUAAAGAACCUAAUUCAUUUUAAUUUACAUAGUUUGAAAAAGUUAGCAUAAAUAUUUAAUAGUCAAGUUACGAUUGUAAAUGAACGAGUUUCCAUUGAGUCCCUGUGACAUACUAGUCAUUAAUGUCAUCUCAUGCUUUACAGUCCUUCA